Guillardia theta CCMP2712 is the source of this 743-nucleotide messenger RNA. RefSeq names its product ribonucleo protein component Snu13p (gene SNU13). Gene Ontology annotation, biological process: mRNA splicing, via spliceosome; ribosome biogenesis; maturation of SSU-rRNA. Bases 197 to 577 code for a protein of 126 amino acids. The transcript is spliced from 4 exons. Gene Ontology annotation, cellular component: U4/U6 x U5 tri-snRNP complex; precatalytic spliceosome; small-subunit processome. NCBI's taxonomy places the organism in Eukaryota, Cryptophyceae, Pyrenomonadales, Geminigeraceae. Gene Ontology annotation, molecular function: RNA binding. The record is from RefSeq and is a predicted model, not a curated record.
CUCUUCCUCGUGCCCUGUCGCUUGAAGCCCUCCUCCUCCUCCCUCCAUCAGCAGCCCCCGCGGUCGCUCCCUCGUCACUUCCACUUCCUGUCUCCUGGUCGCAGCCGAGGCUUACCUGUCGGUGAAGCUGCGGCCUUUCUUGCUCAUUUCUACGCAUCGAGUUCCAUAACCUCCGUUCCAAUAAUCUACCAUCACCAUGAGUGAAGUCAAUCCCAAGGCUUUCCCCCUUGCUCCUCCAGACCUUUCUGUUACCAUUCUGGAGCUUGUGCAGCAAGCAAGCAAUUACAAGCAGCUCAAGAAGGGAGCGAACGAGGCCACCAAGACUCUCAACAGAGGCAUCUCAGAGUUCAUCGUCAUGGCUGCUGACACUGAGCCCCUUGAGAUUCUUCUCCAUCUUCCCCUACUUUGCGAGGACAAGAACGUACCCUACGUGUUUGUUCCCUCUAAGCAAGCUCUUGGUCGCGCUUGCGGGGUGUCUCGUCCUGUGAUUGCAGCCUCUGUCACCACCAACGAGGGUUCACAGCUCAAGGGUCAGAUCCAGACGCUCAAAGAUCAGAUCGAGAAGCUUCUCAUCUAAUAAGCAGGCGUACAUUAUACUGGACUGGUCAAAGGCCCUGGCUUGACUCUCUCGCUCAUGUCUCAACGGAACCUUUCAAAGGUGUUGACCAACCUCGCAACAUGAUUCUGUGCAGAUUUGCUUUGAAGAGUUAAUGUACCGAUAAUAAUAAGUGUGAAAUCACCUG